This is a messenger RNA of Xyrichtys novacula (pearly razorfish), 21318 nucleotides long. Lineage: Eukaryota; Metazoa; Chordata; Actinopteri; Labriformes; Labridae. The record is from the annotation of a GenBank genome assembly.
GUAAAAGUGACGCUCCGUUGUUGUCAUGGCGGCCUUUCAAACUGUUUUCAAACCGGGAGUACAUUUUAAAACAGAUAUACACCAGAUUUAGUUGAUAUAAUCGUACAUUACAAACUUUUUUCAGCAUAAGAAAGCUUUCAACUUCUAUCCUAACCGAAAAAAGUAGCUAUACGCGGAGUAAAAAUGGUCGAAUGGAUUAUUUGGGGAUCAACGUAACGUUCAAAGAUAAGCGAAAUUAGCUUUUUAGUGCUAAACACUCCUAACUUUUAGAUUACUUCUUUUCUAUAGUGGUUUAGUAUGUCCCGGACGGGUUUGUAGCUCUUUUAUGACCGCACAGUGUUUGCAAAGUGGCUCAACAGUUGCCUCAGGACCUCAAAAUCGAGGUAAAGACUGGUUUGUUUUAGGUCCAAGACGAGACCACCAGAACCUCAGGGGCUUUGCAAGCUUCAUUGGGAUGUCUAAAACAAAGGUGAGUUUACAACCAUAAUAUCAUCCAUAUAGUACUAUCCUGUGUGGUGUCUUGUUAUGAAAAGAGACAGAUUUCUGAACUUUUUCCUGGAAAAAAAAUGACUCUAUUUGGACACAAAUUUCUCUUGACCCUUCUGUCACCAUCACCUGCUCUCCAGUUUAAGCCAGUGUCACUCCUCUCCUCUCACUCAACUUUUAAAAGAGGUUUUUGGGACCAUUGGUGCCAAUAUUCAGGCAAUUCUUAAUAGUAGCCUUGUGCCUGGUGUUGUCCCCUCUCAUUUUAAACAUGCUGUGGUGCACCCCCUCUUACAGAAACAAACUUGGACAAAUUUUAAACCGAUCUCUAAACUCCCCUUCCUCUCUAAGAUCCUGGAGAAAGUUGUUUUUAGUCAACUACAAUCAUUUUUAGACAGAAACAGCAUCCUCGAGGUGUUCCAGUCUGGUUUUAAAGCACAGCACAGCACUGAAACAGCACUUUUAAAGGUUUUAAUGAUACUUUAUUGCUCACUCAUUCUGUGGACUCAGCUGCUCUUGUGCUUUUUUGAUCUUUCUGCAGCUUUUGACACUGUGGAUCACAACAUUUUAAUUUCUCGUCUUGAGCAUUUAUCCACUGUUUGAAUUGUUUUUUGAUUGUUUUUUACGUCUGCGUUGUUUUCUCUAUUUAUGUACAGCACUUUGUUCAGCUGUGGUUGUUUUAAAGUGCUUUACAAAUAAAGUUGAGUUGAGCAUUAGGUGGGGAUUAAAGGUAUUGUCCUGGAGUGGUUUAGGUCAUACAUGGCUGACAGGAGCUUCUCUGUCAACCUUGGUGAUUCCACCUCCUCCUCAGUUCCUUUUCCAUGUGGAGUGCCCCAAGGCUCCAUACUUGGCCCAAUCCUUUUCUUCUUAUAUAUGCUCCCCCUGGGAUCUAUAUUUAAAAAAUUGGAUUCAAUUGAAAAGAGUCUUAAUGUAUAUAUUUCGCCCUAAUUUGAUCGUUGAGAGCCAUAAAACGGGUUUAAGAGUCAAAUUAUUUCCCAUUUCAGACAGACAUACAAAUAAAAUGACUGUUAAACUGAUUUAGGGAAUGCUCUUACAGAUUUUGUAGAUUUAUCAAAGUGUAAUUAACAGAAAUUUAGCUAAAUUUAUUUAAAGCUAAUGAUAAAUACCUGCUGAGAGGAUAAAAUGCAAAGUAAGACUUGAUAUUGCAUCGGCUGUAUCACACAAUGACCAACUAAUAUUUUAAAACUGCAGCUGUUGUUCAAUGAGGCCAUCCCAGCAAAUACCAUCAACCGUGCCACCCAUGUGCACCCACCUGCCCCCAUAGUGAUUGAAAGGCUGCUCCCUCUGUCAGAGGAGCAUGAGAGGGCAAACAGCACCAGAAGCUCCAUCAGCUUCACCGCCGUCUCCGAAGAGAGACUGCAGGCUGCGGUUCAGCUCGCCAAGCGGGAUCUGAGACGUAGGCGCCUUAAGUCACUGACAAAAUCCCCCCCUAAACCUUCUCAGGAGGCCUCUCUACUUGAGACAAGUGAUGUAGAGCUACUUCAGGUAAUUGCACUUGAUUAAUCAUCAUCAUUAAUCAUCAAGGUUUCAUAAAAACAGUCCUGGUUUUAGCAUUUACCUGACUCACUUAUCAACGGGUGUUUUUCUCCCUCUGUAGGAGCUUGAAGCCACUCCAAGUAAGACCCAGCUAAAAGCCUCCAGUCCAAAAGAGAAGGCGUCAAGACCUGGAGCCAAACUGUCUGUGCACACUUACCACAAAUACCCCCUUUCUCCUAUACCCCACCCUGGACAUUCACCCCCGACCAGAGACCCUGGCCCAGGGCAGCCGGAAAAAGGCAAAGAUGUUCCUUUAAGUCAUGAGAUUCACAGACUGCAGAAUGAGCUGGAAGUGUAUAUUCAGAAAGUGGAGGAGCUAGCCAACAGAGGUAACCAAAAAUAUAAAAGGGGAAAAAAGUUGCCAGUUAUACUAAACUGGAGUUGUAUUUUUUAUCAUGUGUUUAAAGGUGCAAUUUGAUGAUAAAUCAGCACAAUAUAUGUUUUGUUACAUGAAGGAUAAGGAGUAAUGAUGACAUAAAGUGAUCUGUACCGCAGGAGAGACAGUAGAGGAGCAGCUGGAGCCUGAGGAGCAAUUAAAGUUGGAGAUCCGGAGACAGAAGCAGGCAGCCCGCUCAGCACGAAUGGUUUAUGUACUGCAACAGCAGGUCUCUAAAUCUUUAUGCAGUGUCAUUAAAAAUAAACCUUCAAUGAUUUUUUAAUAUGCUUUAAAUUUAUAAAUAUUAUUCUGCAACAUUUUCUUUAAUAGGUAAAAGAGAUUCAGGAUGACAUUGUAAAACUAAGAAGCCAGAAAAUGUGGAACACCAAAAAGGUACAUGUCUCUUCAGCAUUGUCAUAAAUUUACUGUUAUUUAGAGCGGGGACCAUUCUUGUAUUUGUUGAAAGUGGGUAGAAAGGCCUCCUGUCACUCAUAUACAGUAACUUGGAUACAUGUCACUGAUGUGUACCGAGAAUCUCUUAACUGUUUAAUUGACAACUAUUAAACUGAAAACAGUAAAGCUGUUUAUUAUAGCAAUAAUAUUCAACCCAAACUGUGACUGUUUUUUCUUUACCACAUUUGUCUUUAAACAUAUUUCAUUUUGAUGAAACAGGAUUUGGUGAAAAUGUACCAGCAUCUCUCUUUUUUUCUCAGUCCACAGCAAUAAACAGGCUUGCAGCUGCCCAUCGUGGGACACUCAGGGCUUUGCAGGUUGUGAUCCACCAGCUCUCAGAUUUAUCUCAUGGAAAGGUUCCCUCUCACUAUAGAGAGCUGGGCCAACUGAUUCGCCAGCUCUCUUUGUGCUCAGCCAAAGUUGAGGUAGAGCAGGGCUCAGCUGUGCCUGAGACAGCCCUUGACAUCCUGCAGAAACUGGAGGUAACUAAACUGUAAUUGGACUACAACAUGUUUCCUUAUGGCUGUGUUUUGUAAGGUAAAGGCCUACAUCAUGCAUCAUGUGAUGAUUUUGUUACUUUCUAAAGAUGCUCUUUUUUUGUGCUAAAGUUUUGUGAAUGAUCCAACGUUUCAAUGCCUCGCCUCUCAAUUCCUCCAAGAUUUUGGAUUCUGCCCUCAGUAAACAAGAGAUGCUUGAAAAGAAGCAAGCCCAGGCAGGUCCUCCACACAGGAGGGCUCCUCAUGGCAGCAUGUCACCUACGAGGGGACCCAAGGGUCCAAGUACCUCAUCUGUUCGAGGGCCUCACAAAGUCAAGAAUCCUAAGAAAGGUCCCCAUGGUGAGUGAGUCAUUUGGUUUGGUAAAUCAGUGUGUUUACAAAAGAUUCUUAGUAAUCAAUGUGAAAUGGAAACAGUAAGGACUUAAGGGUCUUUUUGGGAUAAUAUCAAACUCUUUUUGUCUAAAGUCAAAGCGGUGCAUCCUUUGGGCUUCCAAAUCCCCUCAAAGCCACUUAGAGUAAAUUGAAUGUUUGCCUUUUGAUAAAGGACAGCUGGUUUACUCUCUUGUGUAACCAGAAGUUACCUGAGGGCUUUAGUGUGGAUGUGUUUAGACCUCCUGCUGUGCUUAAAUGAUUAUGCCAAGUUGAAAAUUGAUAGAGGGCCAUGAAGACAAGGAGAGGCGAUAGAAAAACCUGAACUGAAACGCCCUCAACCCCUGCUGCUUUGUCUUAUGAGCAGUUAAUGCCUGCUGGCUCCUAUUGCUCUGUAGAGCAUCCUGUGGUAGAGACACCAACACCUACAUUAGGCUUAAGCUGUAGCCACAUCUCCCUGGAGAGAGCCCUCCUUUGUGGGAUUACAAGGGUCCCUGUGCCACUUACAAAGAAGCCAGCGGGGAUCCAGCUGGUUGUUAAGAUUGCAGUUUAAUAGUCUAAUAGGUUGUGAGCAGAUUCCAAACUAAUUUACUUUGAGUUAGAAGAGCUCAGUUUGUUAUUAUAACAAUGAUGAAAAUGAAAUUCAGAACAAUGCAAAGGUUUGAUGGUUUCAAAUUUGUGUCAGCAGGAAGGAGAACAGCCUUACAGAAGCCAAAAACUGCAUCUCAUCAGCCCGUAAACAGGAGAGAGGUGCUCAGAGCUGGUCUGGAGAGACUUGCCCAACAGAGGGAGCUGAGAGAACAGCAGGGGCGCCCUCAGACAAAAACAACCUGCAGGAGAGGAGGAGCUCCACACUCUGACAGAAGCAAGGCUGAUGUCAUAAUCAAGGUAGGGAAUACGAAAUUGAAACUGUCCACCAAAAGUGCUUCAUAUCCCUUUAAAGCAGAGCAAUUUUUAAAAUAGAUUUGUAUUUAAAGAUGUGUCACAAGUCAGAGAAUUAUAAAACUAGGUUUAUGUAAACAACCCAAAAUGUAUUUAAUGUUUUUUGUGUAAUCAGCAUCAUCAGAUCCGAGAAGCAGGUUUCCAGCAGCCCACAGUCUCCUCUCAGCUGCGAGUGAACCAGCUCCCUCAAAAGGAGCAUUCUGUGCCCUGGAUCCCCACAUCCCCUCACUCUCCUCCUCCACAGCGGUGAGCCUUUAAUGUCUCUCUUCGGCUCAUGACACAUUAGCUUGUUAGAAAGCACAUCCUAUUUUUGUAGUUGUGAUGAAUGAGACGCUAAUCUCAAGGUAACAGUGUGCAUUCGGUAUGAAUCGGCAUAUUCAUACAGAAUGGUCGAGGUGCUUUUGAAUGGAGGUACUUGAACCACAGUAAGAUUUUAAAAUACACUCAUUAAUCAGAGCAGUCUUUGCUAGGAGAAACAUGUCCUAUAAGUUGUUUAUUCUUCCAGCACAGAGGUUGGUGCUUGCAGCAUUCAUCAGAAAAUAGUGCAAUCACUUGCUGAAAUUAUAGCCUUUAUGUACUUUAUGAUUAUAGACCUUGAUAAAUUGGGUUUCUCCACAAUAUAGGUAUUACAGCAUGGGGCCCAGUAAAGCAGGAAAACAAACACAUGACAAGUUAACAGCUUAAGCGAAGGCAGAGGAAGAAUCAUGUGUGUCAUAAAAAGGGAGAUGGAGAACUAUCAAAGAAAAUCACACUGUGCAAUCCUGUGAAAAAAUAGCCUCUUCUUUUUCUCUGUGUAUCCUCUACUCACCCCUCAAACACAUUUUCUGCCUUGCCUCUUGAUAGAAUCUGUUUGUCUUUAUUCAGCUUUUGCUCAUGUUUCAUAUUCUUCCUUCCUCUGUUAUCUCGGCAGAUCCCCUCAAAGAAGAAGACCAGAGCCUCGGUGUCUCUUCUCCCCCUUGAAGCUUCCUGAGAGUCCUCCGAAGCAGAAAGUGUCCACUGGUUUGAGCUCAGAAACAACGAAACAAGCUCAAAAUGAGGCAGUUAGGUGAGGCUCGAGUCUACAGCGUCAAGCAGGGUUUCAGUACGACUAUGAUACUGUUCUGUUAUAUUUUAGGAUUUUGUUACUAGUGUUUUCCAAAUCUCAUACUUUAGAUUUUUUUGUCCUGCUGAGCACAAAUUGGACGAAAUCUAAGUGAUGUUGCAGAGCCCUGUUUUCAGAGGGGCAUUUCUAAUCUCUGAGUCAGACCCCACUUGCUGAGGGCCCCAGGCUACACUUUGAUUCUAAUUCAAAGUUAAUUCUUUCCAAUAAGUUAAUCCAGGCCUUUCCUCUCAGUGAGUGAUUAAUAGCUUUGCCUGUUUUCAGUGCUUAUAAGCGCUGCAUUGAUUAAGUGCUCCUCCAUACUGCAUAUGUCUCUGUUUAAUCAAAUAUUAAUUACUACAAUUGUGCUUUGCAAUUAAUCAGUGGAUAGCAGCCAGAUUUUAGACAUGAGGAUGGUGCAUUAUUUAUGUGAAAUGCUUAAUUAAGUUUUGCAUUUUGCCCCCCAUCUGAUGAUGAUGAUGACUGUCUUUGUGAAAGGAAAGCGUGGUUGGACAAGAUGACGAUGCGGAGACUGAGAGAGCUGAACCAGCUGAGCAAAGAGGAGGCUGAGCGCAUCCAGACAUUAAGGUGCAAUAGAAACGCAAUUAAUGGAAUGACAUAAUGCUGUGAGAGAUCAAAGGUUCAAGGUUAUAAUGUUGCCACUUUCUUGUCAGAGAUUUAUCCAGCUGCAAAAGCACCCUUUUAUAAGAAACAUUACAUUUUACAUCAUGAAAGCAACAUAUGUGUACAUGUUUUUAAUGUACAACCCCAAUUCCAAAAUAGCUGUGACGCUUUCAAGUUUGGGUAAAAACAGAUAUUUGAUUUGUUAUCUUUGUUUUUGCACUAUUUUUAAUCAACUACAGGGAUUGAAAUGACUUGCAAAACAUCCAAUUUUGGUUUAUUUUAAUUUAACAUAGCAUCACAACUUUUUUAAAUUGGGGUUGCUCUCACAAAUUGAGACACAUUUCCCACCAGAGGCGCCUGUUGUGCAAAAGUACGAGUCCAGCUGCCAACUGUAGGCAGUAAUCCACUCAGCACUCUCGCAGACAGCUCAAAGCACCAGGCUUCACAAUUAAAUAAACAGUUACAUGGUGAACUACAGCGUAGUCAUAAUUACCUCCAGACAAUAGAAGAGAAAAUAAUGCAGGUUGUUAUUGCAGAAACCUCCCCCCAGCACCAGAGAGGGCAUAUGUUCCUUUAUAACCACUCAAAUUGUGUAAGUCCUGAUUGGACAGUUUAAACGCUGCAAAGCCAUAAACGUAAAAAAUCCAUAAAACUGUAAUUACACUGCAAAGAUAUGCAGGUUUGUCCUUCAUGCUUGUGUUUCCCCCGCAUAUAAAGACACAACCCUUACAGAACCUUUUCUGCAGUGUGUGUGAAUAGAGAGGGCAGGAUGUGUUUGCAGACACAGAGCACAGAGCAGAUUUAUUAACAGUGUUGUUUAUGUUAUUUGAGCAUGAAUGAGACUGGGGCUUUUAUGGGUUAAAAAACAACAUUAUUAGAUCUUAUGGUGGUUUGAUAAUGUCAUCAGGAAAAAAGUAUUACGGCUCUAUCUCGAGGCUCAUCCACUACCAGCGUUUUUCUGUGACAGCUUGCAGUGUGGGCGUGUUUUGCUUAACAGGUCAGAAGUUGUGUCACCAACUCGGUGGGCUGAGCGAGCUGAACAAGAGGCCAGAGAGAGGAUUCAGCCACUUCUGGAUGAAGCACAGGUACAAGGACUCAUCUGCUGUGUGUGAGAUGAGUCAGAUCCGCCUCAUUUUCUUUCCACUUAUACGAAGCGAAGAGAAAACGUGUUUUUGCCUUCUAUUUUUCCACACUAGAGUAAAUAACGUCUCUGAGUGUCGACUUUUUUAUGGGCUGAGAGAGAGUAAAUAGUUUGUAUUUGUCUGUAGAAGAUCAGUGAAUCCAAAAGCAGGAUCAGCCCCACUCUGAGGAAUAGACUGUCUGAUCAGGCGGCAGAGAGGGUAAGCUUGAUAAAUUUUGAAUUUGGUGGCCAUUAUUAUACAAUAACUCAACUAAAUGGCACACAUUUUUCAUGUUUCCCCUCCACAGGCAGCAGAGAGUGCGGAGCAGCUGAGCGAGGCCCUGCUGGAGGAUCUGUUGGAGGAUACUGCACGGGCGGCGUGGGCCGUUGAGACGGACAGACAGUUGGAGGGUGAGGCUCAGAGUAGGCUGCAGGCCCCCACCCUGGAGAGUAUGCUGCUCCGGAUGGAGGAGAUGCAGGUGAGAUGAUGAUGAUCAGCCUGUUUGACGUGCUUAACUUUUGGCAGGUGGGAAAAUCUCUGCAUAAACUGUUUUUCUGUUCAUGUGUGUGUUUGUGGAUGAGUAGAAAGAUGAGGAGGAAGUGAGGAGACGAUUUGCAUCAAUCACCUACUCAGACCCUCUUUACUGGGAAAGACCAAGAGCAGCAGGUAAAAAAAAAAACGCUCCUGUUCAUCCUCUGGAGCUUCAUUAUAGAUAGUAUUUCCCUGCUGUGUCCUACAGGUGGAGACAAAGCUGUAACUUACAAGAAUAGGUUCACUGUUACAGCCUGGAUUGUCUCUGUCUGUCUGUCUGUCUGACCACUGUGUACUCCUCCUUCUCUUCCCAGGACCCCAGGGUCACACUGAGGGCUCCAGGCCAGCCUCCCCUCAGCCUGUUAGGCUCGCGGGGCCAGUGUUGAUUCACGGCUCUGCAGCUGAUAUUGUUCUGGAGAGACCUGUGGAAACUGGGUGAGUGGAAUGAGUUGCCCUUUUCUUGUUGUACCCUCAAGUCAUGUGUACUUCUUAUCUUACCCUUUGAAGUUUCUCUCUUUGCUCUUUGAUUCAUCUUAGAGGGUCUGUGGAGAAAUUUUGGAUCCUCGAAAUUAUUAGCUGGAGUAAAGAAUCACAUUUUCACGUAUAAAACUUCUUAUUAGUGCUUGAAUAAAAUGUCCACCCAAAUUUCAGUUCUUAGAAGUUAUCAUGGCUGUAUCACUGAUAUAAUGUUGUAUGUUUACCACAUUAUGAUAUAACCCCCUAUUAAGGAAACACUCAUACAGUACUUUCCACAUCUAGGUCAUCUUUUAUUCUCUUAAUUAUGAGAAAAAUGUAUUGUAGUAAAUACUUCCUGUAGCUGUUCUAUAAAUCUAAUAACCACUACAGCUUCACCCACAGGAAGACAUUCAUUGUUUUAAUGAGGCCUCCAGACUCAUAAAGAGUGAAGAGUGCAUGUUUUUUUCAAAGAUGUAGAGUGCUACUUUCCACAUGAUGUGUCACUGCCCCAUAAACACUCUCCCACUGGGGGGCCUUACUCAUCCCACAAAAGCCACUUGGUGGCUACCGUACCCAGGGCUGAGUCUAUUCCUGACUCUGGCAGCGACUCCUCAGAGAGCCCCUUCACUGCCCGCGGCUUUGGCUGCAGCUGCUCUCUCCUUCAAUUAAUGAGGAACUUAGAAAGAGGAGGAAAGAGAGCGGAAGGACUACAAGUUGUUGACACAGAAGAGGCAGCAGGAUGCUGCACCUGAUAAAUGCAAGCCGCACCAUUGGCAAAUGAGAGUCCGUCAGACUUAGAGCGCCUCAGGUUCAGUUCCCAGGACUGAAACUUUUCCCUGAGAUCAUCUCUGACUCAUCUAGUGCUCUCCUUUCAUAUCGAGUGAUAGCUCAAUUUCUUUGGCAGACAUAACACACAGGCGCUUGGAAGUAUUUAGUGUCUAAAUUUCUCCUCAAGGUGUUACGUUUUUCCAUGACUUAUUCUUACUUCAAAGGUAUUGAGCCUCGCAGCUUCUUAAUAAGAGCAGAGUCAUGCCGAGUUCUGCCAGCUCAGUUGUUGUGAAACUCCCUGAAUCAUACUGGCAAAUACGUAGAGACAGACCUGCCUGCAGCACUUUUAUCCUUACUCCAAAUAACAGUACCUUGUAGAAAGUACCAGCAGCUCCCAGUUGGACCUUUUUAUGUCUACUUCUUAGACAUGCUGAAUCACAGAAAAUGCUGUCAGGAUAUUUUCACACAAAGAAUUUCUAAAGUAAUUUGACUGUAAAUUAACCUUGACUUAAUACAGAUACAGUAAACAAAGUACCUGUUCAUGGAAAGCUAGUGGGUGGAUUAAGUUUUGAACUAUUCUUUAAUAAACUAUUAUUGAAUAUUCUCAUAAUUCAAACAUAUAUAAAAAAGGGUACAAGUGAAAGCAGUUUGAGUGAAAUUUACUGUAUUAAUUAAAUUGAAAAGAAAGUAUAGUAUCAGGCUUUCUCUCUAACCACCCAGCUGUGUCAAAUACUCAGUUCUGAUUAGUGAGAUUGGUUCUUUGAAUAUCAUGUACUAUUAAAUAAUAUAAUUUUAUUGGCUGAGAAGUUAACAACAGAGAAAAAAAGGACAAGAAGUGGGAAGCUCAGAAAAUAGCAAGGAUGUUAAACCUGACAUCAGCCAAAUUGAAGAAAACAAGCAUGAAGUAACUACAAACCACAACACAAUCUAGGAUUCAGCAGUGUUGAAAGAAAGUCUUGGUGAGAAGAAGAGGACUGUUUUUUCAAGCUGUAUUGAUAGAUUAACCAGUUUACAGUAAACUACUGUGAAAUAUUUGGUGACCAUUUGUGUCGUUGGUUGACACAAAUGGAUCUACAGUUGGCUGGUGGUCAUGUGAGACAGACAGAAUCCUUUCAGCUCCUAUCUUUGAUUCCAUUUCGCUCGAUCACCAGCUAACUAUACUUUGUCCCUUGCUUAAAAGACGUCAUUAAUUGAUGAAAUAUUUCAGUAAUUUAGCUUCAGCCUGCUUUUUACAGGAAGUGAUUGAUAUAUAAUCUCUCCAAAGUUAAUGUAUUGGUGGAUGUUUUUAAUGGAAACAUCUGCAACGUCUUGUCCGCCGUUAGAGUAAUGACCGUCUAUUUCCUUCGGAACAUUGAUCAGCAGACUAAUCGUACGUAUUAAUCUUCAGUUGGGAGCAUGUAGCUUUGCUGCCUGCUGACUCACUCAUCAUCAUGGCGUCAGAGGAUUUCUUUUCCAUUAGUCCCUCUCAGAGUGCCAGCACAACUUUGUUUGUAUUGAUGACUGUUGUGUCUAUGAAAUGUUCCUGCAUAAUAUUUUGUGGCUCCAAGACUGCUUGGCAUGCAGUAAUUGAACUCGUUAUCAUUUUGAAAAAUAAUUACCAUCGAUUUGAAUACAUCGUCCACAUUAGUCACCUCUUCUGCACUCUCAAUGGAGACCAGACCGAUUCAGUCCAACUGCUUGGACAAUUAAGUGCUUUUGUUUGGAUAAACAGCUUUAAUUUCCAUAUUUAAUUCCAAUAUUCAAAGCCAAAUUAAAUACCAAAGUGGCAGUGGGAGUUUUUCUAAACUGGCACAACAAUCUGUUUGUGUCUCAAAAGAAGCAACAAUAAUGCUGCUGCCAGUAAAAUGAACACUUGUUGCAUACUUUGUACCCCACAGCUGUGACUCCUAACAGGUAAAUUUUGUUUUGUUUCACAACAGAGUUUUGCUUAUCAUUAAAAGGCGCAGACAACAGCUACUCUCCCACUCUGUUAAAUCCCUUAAGCAGUAAUAAAGUUAGUCUUAAGGAGUUAUUGGGUGAGAGAUAGGGAGAGAAAUUGUGCUGAUUAGGCGCACCGUUAAACAGAGCCGUCUUCCGGGGCCAAGAAGCUGCUUGGCAAGUUGACCUGAGCUGUAAAAGAGAUGAGUGGGCUGCCUGUGCUUCAGGCUUAACCGACCCAGGUGACACAUUUCAUAACACAACAGAGAAGAUGAAGUGAAGAGAAGCCGUGUUUUACAGAAGCAGCCGUCUGGUGCAUCUGCAGUAAGGAAAACAAAAGAAAAACAUGGCACACAAGACGCCCAUUACAGCCACCUGUACCCAAAACUCAUUUGAAACCGUGUGUGGGUGUGUGAUGAUUUCAGCUGGUAAGUGUUAUGUAGAUGUGUAAGAAUAUUCGGGAUUGAACAGGAUAUGAGCCUCACAGUUUUCCCUGCUGCCGCUGUGAAAAAAUUGAGUUUGAUAGUUAAAUUUUUCAUCUGCAGCCUGAGGAAAUCAGCUGUAAUAGUGACCUAGAAAACAAAAAUUGAUCAUGACAAAACCUGAAAAUGUUUGCAGAAAAUGGCAAAUAGAAAGUCCCCUUUAACUCCUGCUGAAAUCCAAGGAGUGACUGCAAUGCUGCGUUUAAAGCCUGAAGACACAGAUAUGUGAAAUUGUGUCAAACCUGGUUUUAAAUUUUGUGUGGUUCGGUAGCAAAACAUGUGAAGAAGAGCUCAUUAUUUGUGCUACCUCAACCCCAAGUGGUUGUUUAUAACCCAGAUUUUCUCAGCCCAGAGAGGCACAUCAGAAAACAUCAGACAGAAAACAAAGUCAUGCAUGCAGUCAUUACACACACCAAGGAAGAGGAACGGGUCUGAGAUUAAAAAUAAAGAAACAGACACUGCUCAGUGUGCUCAUCUCCAGAUGUUCCUCUGACUCCAUUGUUUGCUCAGACUGGUGAUGGUUAAGGCUCUGCUGUUUCUUUCUUUCUCGAUUUGAGAUGCUGUCGUUAUGUUAGGCUGUGUCCAACAUGUGCAGAGUGUCAGUUCUUGGGAGGCAUUAUGAAGCUCAGGAAUGGUGCUCACCGUAUUGAGAAUACUGACUCUAACACAGAAGUGAAGUUUAAGCCAUGACAAAUUACAAAGACGAGCUUUUAAUGGAUAUAUUAGCAAGUGGUCCUUCCUGUCAGAGAAGGCGCCAUAUCACUAAAAUGCACAUGCAUAUAUGUCAGCUUAUCGAUCACCCUCCUCUUCCUACUACCACCUCUUAAUUCAGCUUCGUUUUCUGUCUUUUGUUGGUUUCAGCUUUAAGUUACUCUUGCUUUCUUAGAAAUCAUUGGAGAUGGAGAUAAAGAGUUUGAAGUUUCCACAGUCUCUGCUGAUAUGGGGUAACAUGUCAUCUGCUGGAGCUGGUCCACUGUGUUUUAUCAAGUCUAAAGUCACCAUCUGUCAGAGGAUUUUAGAGCACUUUCCUCCUCUGUCCAUUGACAAGCUUUUUUAUGGUGCCGAUUUGGAUUUCACAUCUGCCCACAACGCCAAAACUACCGCCAAAUGGUUUGCUGAUUGUGAUACUUCUGUGUUUCAUUGGCCAGACUUGAUCCUCAGAAAGGAUCUGUCGGGUAUUUGUCAAGAGGAGGUGAAAACAACUGAUACAGGCAGCAGUAGCACACUCAUUGAUGCAGUAAUUAAUUGUAAAGUAUUAGUGUGUUGAUGAAUUAUCCUAUGACAAGUCAGACAUCUGUGUUGUUCUUGCACAGCAGGAUCUGACAGAAGAGGGUUUUUGUAAAGCAUUUAUCAGACAGUGGCUGUUGUCUUAACACCAACAUCGAAGCGCUUCCAUUAUCUAUUUCCAAAACAGCAUCCAUUAUUCCUCACCCUAGCUGUCUUAGCGCCUGCAUGAGUGCUAUCAAACGGCCGCUGAGACAAUGAGGUGAGAGAUUUCAUCUUUGGAAACAUCAGCAGAGUGGCAGAUAAGAUUUAUGUAUCCAUGGUGAGAGGCCCAGACACGGACCCCAAUUGUGCGCCCUGUCAGCUGAUUCCAGCCCUCCGCAGCUCCAUCAGCGGGUCAAAGAAAUCAAUGAAAAGAUGAAAGGCCCACUCAGCAAUAUUCUUAGCCUUUCAUGUUUUGUUUUUUAUCUGCUCUUUCACUCCGUCUGCCCCUUUUUUUUUGUUAAUGGAAACAGUUUUCAAACGAUCCAGAGGCUGUGCUGGAAUAUCAAAGAUUUCAGCGUUACUUCAAAAAUGAGAAAACGCCUCAGUCUUGAUAUUUUCCUUUUAAUACUCACCUUCCGUCUGUUUCUUACAAAACUGACUUCACCAGAGUCUCACUGAAUCUUGCUUGAAUCACAGUCUCUGCCCCACAUUUGUCUCUGUCCAGUUCCGCUUCAGCUCAGCCUGCGUCUCUUUUGAUUUACAGCAUAGCCUUGUUCUUUGUCAGGUCCCACCUCUUCCCCGGUGACACAUAGCUGGAGCUUUUAAAUAAGAAGACCUCAGAAUAAGAACUUCAAAGUCACUUGAUGCAGUCUCGCCAGUGCUGUUUCUCUGUUUGGAUGUGUGUAUGUCUAGUAAAGGCCAAGCUGUGCAGUAGGUGGGCGGAUGUGACAGACCAAGGAUGGUUUUUAGAGAUUCACUUGUCUCAUUUGUGCUUCCCAGUCAGUCACAGCCCACAUAGAAACACAGAUGUCAUGGAAGACGUCACAUGAGGUUGCUAGGAUGCACCGGUCGAGAAAGAAGAACUGGAACUGAUUUAAACUGAAAAACAUACACAACUUAGUGAGUGCUAAAGGUUAUUCAGACCCUCAUCACACUGUCUUUUGGUUUGCACAGAUUCAGUCUGACAAUUUCAGCAUUAAAAAGUGAUACCAUCUGCGGUCAGUUUCCACUUAUUCCCACUGGAGUUAACUUUGUCAGGUUUGUGGAAUCAACAGGUUUUCUGGCAAUUUGGAUUCAGUAUCGAAAAGCCUGCUGCUACAACUGGCUAGUUUUUCUAUUGUUGAUCUGAAUAUGUUACUUCAAGUAAAAGACUGUGACUCCCUCUCCCUGUACAUAUUAGAGGCGCUCCCCUCUACUUAUACCAAUAUGCUGUAGACUCACUCGCACAUGCUCUGGCUGACCAUUAAUCCCCCAGUACGGAAGUCAUCUUUUUACUGCCUUUCUGGGUCAGAUGGUAAAGUUUAGCUGGGUUUCUUGAACUUGAGGGCCUGACCACAAAGACUGUUUCUCUGUGCAGCUGUACAGGGUAGCAUCUAGAUGUUUUGACAAGGGUGGCAAGACUUGGGGAACAAUGCUGCGUUCCAGUUGUACUUGGAAGUCGGAAUUUCUGCACUCAGUCAGAAAUUCAUCUGGAACGCCCCCCUGAAGUCGGAUUUCCGAAACGGAAAGUCGGACGAUCCUCACCAACCCAGACUUGACGAUGACAUCAUAAUCCAAGAUGGCAGCGCAGUACAUCAACAGUAAAGAGUAACAGUGAAAGCUCUCACAACGUAUUAUUUAUUAUCAUUUCUGUUUUGUUUUUGUCGAAUUAAGUGGUUUAUGUUGUACUGCCCAACGUCUAACUGUGAACACGGUGCUAUGGUGUUUGUAAGAGUAAAAUACAGUGUUAUGCGUUGUUUAAAACUGGUAUAGCUGAAAACAACUAACAAUAGCCGACAACCGUUAACAACCGACAACGGCUAACGACAUCUGAUAAUUGUAAACAACAGCUAACAAUGGCUAACAGGAGGCGUCCAUCUUGGUUUUCCGACUUGUUUACUGAAACGCUGUCAACUCGGUCAUCACAUCAUUCCCAGCUCUGAAAUCUGACUUUCAAGGUAACUGGAACGCAGCAUAAAUAUAGAUUAAUGAAUAUAGAUGGGGCUCUGCAUUUUACUUUGGAGCACACUGUACUGAACUGUUUCAUUUUGGAGUCAGUUUUUCAAAAACAUAUGAUGCUCACAUAAUUAUUUGAGGAGUAUCAGAAUAUUUAGAAAUGAAUUAUCCGGGUAUUUAUGUCAUUUAUCAAAAUCUAAUUGUGACCCUAUGAAUUGAACUUAAAUUAAAUUCAAUUGUGAGGUUCUUGUCGAUACUCAUCCAUUUUCUUUUACUUGAUUCUUUUAGGGGAACAUUUCAAAAGCAUCUGUGGACAGGCUGCCUCUCUGUUUUUGAAAAUGGCACAGAGACGUGGGUGCCUCUCUGAACCCAGCGGAGUGACUCUGUAGGCCGCUGUUUUUGUCGCAUUUGCCGUGUUUUCUCUCAGGUGGCCAUCAGACAGCAAAUCGACCCAUUUUGGACUGGAAGCAGAGCUAACUGUGCUGGCACUUUGAUAUUGAUGGCCACCCCACAGCUUGCAUCUGUCGCAGUCAAAACACAAACCAGUUCAGCUGGGGCCGGGAAGUACAAUAGAGAGGCACUUUGCUCUGGGAGCUGCUGCAACACUAAAUAUAGCUCCGAGAGUGCCGUUGCAGGAGCCAGGCUGAUUUGUCCGAGCAGAGAGGAUUAUAAAGCCAGACCACGGCAAUGCCCAGCUGAGCCCCAGCUCACUCUGACACCUCUCCUAAAUUCAUCAUCCUCGGCUGCUAUCAAGCACAGCAAGUGUUUCUGGUCAAUCACAGCGCUGCACUCCAUCCCGGCUCCCCUUGUCAAUAAACUCCUCUCCACAGCUGCAGCACUCAGAGGCCCUUUACCCACUUCAUACAGUGUGAACAGAGAAGGUAAUGAAAAGGUGUCGUGGAACAUAAGCCUCCUCUUGUGUUUCUUCACACACAGCGUCCUCUCGGAGAGCAGCCUGAUGGAGGAGGCAUCCCAAGAUGAGCAGCAGCCCACACUCGGCAACGCGUUCCUCCCAGGCCCGGCGAAGCGAGGCGGAGGUACUGUUAUCUCUGUGCCAGGCGACAUGCUGGGAAACAUCCGGAGAUACAGGGAAGACUACGAGGCCUAUCUCCGUGUUGUGGCACACGAGGAUGUCGGCAGCUUCAAUCCCUGGGCCAUCGCAGACAGGUAACAGGCAAACAGUGAAAGAUUUUCAAGGUCUGGUUGACAGAAUCUGAAGUGAGACUGUGCGAACAUAAAAGCAGCAGGCUGUCUGUGUCUUAGAGGGUGCAUAGAAAAGUCUCUACCACAAAAAUCCUGUUGUGCACUAAGAUUCUCUUCUCAAAGCCACACAGAAACUAGAUUUCAACUUCCUGAUCUCUGUUUCAUCUUUGGUCGUGUCUGACAAACCUAAAGCUUAACAUCUGAAAUACUUGCAGCGAAAGGAUCACACGGAGGUUACGGUUUGGAUGAUGUAUUUCUGGUGUUUCGCCGUUCUUGUUCUCACCCGCUCUCAAAUUUACAUACCUAACAGAAUCCUUAAGUUGCUGCAUUGCAGAAGAUUUCCUCGCUCUCUGAAUAUCCCACUUCUUGUUUGAAGUGUAGGUUUCACACUUCAAGAGUUUCGUUUCCUCUCUCUGCGUCACAGAUGUAUGUGUGAUUGCAAACAGCUCAAUAAAUUUAGAUGUAGAGAAAGAGAAAAGAAUCAGUCGCCAAGUCCCAUCCGUGGGGACUAAAUACUUGACACCAGCUCAUUAUCAGCCCCACGUCAGCGAAGAAGUUUCCAGAAGCUGGAUCUGUACUUUUUUUCCAGUUUGGGGUGGAAUAAGUGUGAGGAAAAGCCAGCCAAUUAUCUCGGAGUUUUGUAAAGCGAGAACUCGUAGGUAUAAGCACGCACACUCCCAGCUACUCCAAAACAGAGUAAAAACCGGUCUGUGUGAUGAGAUGACAAUGAGCAGCCCGCUGUUGCUGUGGAGCCACACCAUCAUGGAUGACUCACUCUGCUAGGAGACUGAUUACAGAGUUGCAGAACUUUAUAAAAAAAACAACAGACAAAAAAAAAAUUGCGCACACUGAUCUGCUUUAAGCUCUUUCUGAAGUCAUUGAAUCAAUUUUUCACACUGUCAGCGGUGGACAGAUGAAUAUGGAAAUUCACAGCUAAACAGAGGGAUAAUUAUUCAGUGGUUGGAGGAACUUAUGCUUCUUAUUCAUAUAUUAAUAUCAAGCGUGUGCCGCACAAUUACUCAGCCAUGCUUUGAGAGAUAAUUUCAUUUUUACGCUGGGAUUUCAUUAUGUUUGCAACGUUAAUCACACAGAAUAUGCAGCAUCAUCCGGUAGCACUAGCAUAGCUUUUAGCACAUUAGUGUUAUUAAAAUAUCCUAAUGGCUGUUCCCCAUCCCUAAUAGUAGCCUCCUCUCUCUGGAUCAGCCUGUAUCGAGAGCUGAGAGCAAAGUGUUCUCAAAUGGACAAAGAAAAAAGAACAGGCAAUUCAACAACUCAUUGUUUUGUUGCACCGACAGCCCCAUGAUUUGAGGGUCUCUAUAAAAGAGAUCCAAAAGAGGACGCCACUUUUCACCGAUCCCCCGUGUCCCUGCCUCUUUGUCUGUCUCUGUCUGUGUGCGUGUUGACCUAGAUAAUGAUCAAAACACUGAAAUUUAGCUCGGUGCUGCUCCCAGCCAGCCCGUCUUUUUGAGUUAUUUUCAUUCAUGUUAUGGCUUUCAAAGCAGAGCGUGUGGUUCACAGUUUUUCAUGUCAAGCUCAGUGAGUCUAACACACUGGGGAGUAAAAAUCUGCUUUAAUCAAAACCUCUGAAAAGGCUGAUAAUUUACAUUGUUUGAUUACUAAGUGAGUCGCAUGGAUAAUGCUUCGUGUAUGUGCUUUUUGACCUUUUCAGAUAGAUUUGUUUUCAUGGUCUUGACACUUUUGGCAUGAAAGAACCAAAGAAUGCAUUACAAUCAAUCUUUAUUUAAUAGCGCCAAAAAAGCUGGUCUAGAACACACGCUAUUUACAAAGACUCUUUUGUGAAGAUGGGGAUCAGACCCAUUCCCAUCCCAUCUUCAACCACAUGGGUGUAGCACUCUGCAGCCUUUAGUGAGUUACAGUGGUGAGGAAAAACUUUCUUUGACGGGCAGGAACCUUAAGCAGAAUCAGGCUCAUGCUAGACAGUCGUCUGCUGAGACUUCAUUGAGUUUAGAGAGGGGAUAGAGGGAGAUGCAGAAAGAGGGAGAUGGACAGAGGAGAGACUUAUAGAUGAAGAUGUAGCAGCUGGAGGUCUAUGGCACCGUCGUCUGCAUAGGGACUCCCAGAAAAGACUGUAUUAGUGGUUUUAACUAGGGCCCGACCGAUAUAUCGGCAAGCCGAUUAAAUCGGCCAAUUCUAGCCCGUUUGAGACUAAUCAGUAAUCGGCCAAAACUCGACGAUUUUCGCCAAUAUUUUCAGAAAUAAAAUCCGGAGAAUAAGAUUCGGUUUUAGUAGUUGAAAGCGCUUUUCUGGUUCAAGUUUGAUCAGUCGGUCUUCCUGUCGGCAUGAAGAGCGGUAGCCUACAGUAUGUCUACAGUAAAUAGUAUACUCUAGAUAUCUACUCUAGAUAUCUAGAGUAUAUAUGUAUUUUUUACAACUUCAUAAAAAAAUUUUAAAAAUCGGCCAAUUAAUCGGUAACCCCCCCCCCAUGAUAAUUGGUAUUGGCAUCGGCCCCAUCAAAUCCAUAUGGUCUCGCCCUAGUUUUAACAGGACAUGAUGAUGUAAAGGUAAAGAUUCAGACAGAAAGAGAAUGGAGAUCAUCCUGCUUUCACUCCUGCAGAGGCGGAUAAUAACAAUGAAACCAAGUUAGAACCAGUAAGAAACAACUCAACUCCAAUACUUGAAUAAUUCAAGGUGAAAGAGAAAGGAAACAAAGUCAACAGUCAAGAAAAAGGCAUAUAGUUGUUGUGAGUUUUAAGACUAGACUCAAGAGAGGAUGAUAAACUUGUUUGUCUGACUUCCUCCGGCAUGAAGUCCCACAGCUGUGGAGCCUGAACUGCAAAUGCUCAGUCACCUCUUACUACCAGUCAGAUUUAGAAAGUAUGUGUAGCGUCCUGUUGGAAGACCUCAGGCAGCGGUUAGGCUGUGUGGGGAGUUAGUUGUAUACAGACACGGGCUGGAGAGUGAAUUUUAAGUCUAUAAAAACAAGCAGUGAAAUCUUAAAAUCAAUUCUAAAACUCCGAGGGGGUCAGUGAAGGGCAGCUAGGACUGGUGUUAUGUGAUUGCUUCUGUUUGCUGUGCAUUAAAAGCUUGGCAGGAGUGUUUUGAAUUAACUGCAGCCUUUAGAUGUUGUACUUCCUGAUAGAGUCUUAAACUUGACUGUUUUCUGUCCCUCAGUUUGGCGGACGAGCUGCUGUCGGAGGCUGUGGCCGACGUGGCUGCAGAGUUCCAGGAUAUGGUGGAGGAGUACACUGAGGCCGUCUUCACCUCGGAGUUUCUCCAACCGAUCCAGUCACCUCCUGCUACAGCUGCAGCUCUGGUCAGCCAAUAACACAGCAGCUGGGCUACUUUUUAUAGACUUCUUAAGGAGAAUCAGGCAUGGAUUUUGAUUCCUCGCUUUUUUCAAAGAUGAAAUAACACUUAUUAUGUUUUUAAAGACCUGUAUAUUGAGAAGCAGUCAUGGAUUGAAGUUUUGAUGUAAAAAUGUGUGUCUUUAUUGAAUUAGGAUUUUACAAUUCUUUUAAUAAAGCAGCAGGAGACAAGAUAGCUGAAUUGCACGGGGAGCCUGGACUCUUUGUAGUCCAUCUGUGUCUGUGAUUCAAUUCCACAGGGAAAGUUAGUUGAGUUAAGAUAAGCUUGGAGAGACAUAACGACAGUACAGAGGAUUAUAAGAUUAUCGCCCUCCCGUUGCACUUGAUUUAAAUCGCCCUGAGGAUUACUCGCUCAUUCUAUUUUUCACGUUGGAAUAUGGGAAUAAAUUAAUUGCAUACGGUCUCCGACAAAAUGAUGUACGAAGCCAAGAGCAUCCUGUGUUUAAUCUAUUGUGACGGGAUUUCCUCUCUCGCUUUAAUGUCUAAUAAAAGGGUCAAAACGCGGCGGGAAGGCUUGAUAUCCGUCAAUGUUUAAUGUAUGUGGAGGCGGUGAGGGUGAACUUACUGUGAAAUGGUUUAGGAACACUUUGCAAAGAGCGUUUGGUGCUUUUCUUUACUUCUUUCGACUUCAUGCCAACUGAUUUAUAAACUAUUGCUUCUGAUAGACGAAUCCUGCAUCAUCAUGGUGUCAAGCAUUGACUGUAAAUGCAAAAUAAACAUGACAGACUUGGCAGACCAAGAAAGUGUUAAGUCCCCUGAGUGUAACAUGAAAGCUGAGUGGACAGAGCCGAAGGGACACAUCCAGAUGUUGGGCUGGCCUGUAGGGAUCAGCCAGUGACAGCAGACACACACAGUGACUGAAUGAAUUAGCUCACACUAAAUCAGCUGCCCCGAUUUCCUCUCAGGCUGGAUUUCUGCGUGGGCGUCUGUAUAUGUGCAGCCUUUCAGCGUUUCACAGGCUAUCCAGCUCUGUGUAAAUGUCUUCUUUUCUGUGAAGGACAGAUAGAAAUCAGCUGGCUCAAAGCAAGAGGGGCUGAAGUGGGGUGUGUGUUGUCAUCUUAACAAGAGCACAAAGGAUUGAGGCUUUUCUGGCAUUAGUAGACAUGAAACUGUUAAUUUUAGGGGCUAAUUUCUAAUUAUUUUUCAUUGUUAUGGUUCAGAUGUUUUUAACAGUGUCUGCCAAAUGUGUCAUUUCAAAGACAAAGCCUGCUAUAUUUUCCUUUAUGCCUCCUCAGCGGGCACCACUUAGCGUUGACUGUGAAACUGUGCUGUCAGCAAACCACAGAGCGGCGAAAUCACUUCUCAGCUGUUGUAUUUUUUUCAUGCAAAUCCAACAGUGGAGAUGCCAAUAUAUGAGUUAUAUGGAGAUUUUUUGCUCACUCUUCUAUUAUUUGAUCCAAGCAUUAACAUUCACAGCUUGCUGUUAGUUUACAAAGAUGAGAAUCAGUGGCGUUUUGCACAUUAUUAUAACUUCUAAUAGUCAGAGAAGUUCGACCUUGCCAGCAGCCAGCGCUGACUCAUUAUCAGGGCUAAUUUCAGAGCUAGAGAGGACACAGACUGCGAUUUAUUCAUGGUGCAUUGGAGACGCAAUUUUCUGUACAGUACAGGUGCAUCAGGGCUGCUGUUUGACAUCUGUGUUGCUUUUUUCAGCUCAUUCCAACAACUUCAACCAGAUGGAUGUGAUUUGUUUUGGCUUACUUCACAUCCUGAUGUUGAUAGAUGUUCUCACGUGCAAAUUUCAGCAUUAUUUGUAUUAAACAGAGUAUUUUUCA